CUAAUAUUAAAACCCCUCUGUUUUUUGUUGUUGUCAGGAAGUGGCCCAAAAAGUUAAUAAUGUCCUAAACGCCAACAUGAUCUAACCGAAGGAAUUGGCGUUUCUAAACCACCAGGAUUUGGGUUUUAUUUUUAGGAAAAACGGACUUUCUUCAUUUUCUUUAGAUGUUUUCUUCUCAGCGACGAAACUGAAAAACCAAAACAAACAAGUGGGUCAUGAACGAGAAUUUUAAUCGAGCUCCCGGAGCUGGGAGAAGCCGAAAUCUUCCAGCAGACGCUGCACUCCAGAGUUCAGGUUGGGACAGCGACAGUCGCUUGACAAUUUUUAACCAAAGGGAACCUUUGAGACAGCCUCGAUCAUAUCCAGCUCCCGGGGAUUGCAACGUUAGCACGGCUACUGAAAAUGGCGCUGCAGGUGUUAGUGGAGACAGUAAAAGACAGAACACAGAUCAACACAAUGCCAUCAGCCCUUCAGUGUCUGUGGGGAGUCAUCAUUUCAAUUCCUUGGUUGAGUCGUCCAAGCUCUCUGCCAGCGCUCCAGAGUUUGUCCCAACCGCUGGGUACCAAAAUGACGCUUUCUAUGAGGACAAUGAUGACACUUGCAGUGCUCCGACCUUGGCUGACAUGGUGCGGGAUUUCCUAUGCCACCUGAGCUCCUCGCCGGGAAUGUUUGAGUCGGACGUUGAACACAUAACUAGCGUGCUUAAUUCGUAUGUUACGACCGUGCAGUUGUUGGCAGAACUGGUGGAGUUGAUCUACACAGAGUCCACCGCCAUCCCCAACUUCGCUUACACGGGCGCACGACUUUGCAACUAUCUGUCCCAUCAUCUCAACCUCAGCCCACCCGGCGGUAACUUUCGCCAGCUGCUCCUGCAAAAGUGUCAAAAAGAAUUUAUGCAGAGAGAUGUCGCUGUGCAAGGAGACCCUGAAACACAGAAAAAGUUCCACGCAUUUGCGCUCUUUCUUGGUGAGCUCUACCUUCAUCUGGAGCUGAAGAGUGGCAACGGAAGUGUAACUCGAGCCAACGUCCUCCUGCUGGCAUUGAAAGACCUGUUGAACUCGCUGCUCUCCAAUCCAGUGGACGCAAACAUCAUCUGUGCUGUCAAAUUGCUCAAGCUGACCGGCUCCGCCUUGGACGACGCGUGGAAAGAACAAGGCAAGACGACGUUCAUGGACGCGCUGAUCCAGAGGAUAGAAACCAUUGUACUGGAUGCCACGUGCAGUAGGGAUGUGCGGCAAAUGCUUCUAAAGCUGGUGGAGCUGCGCUCCAGUGACUGGGGGAGAGUGUGCGCCGCUGUGAGCAGCAAUGCUACGCCCGACAACGACCCCAACUACUUCAUGAAUGAGCCCACUUUCUACACAGAGGACGGAACUCCUUUUACAGCUGCAGACCCAGAAUAUGCCGAGAAAUACCAGGAGCUCAUGGAAAAGCAAGACUACUUCCAUGAUUUCGGUGGGGAAAAUGAAACUGAAGAUGAUGAAUACGACUUUGACGACGAGAUGGAUCCGGAGAUCGAAGAAGCCUUUGAGAGUUUCUAUUUGGAGUCAGAGAGGAAACGACAGCAAUAACACAAGGGGCCACUCCAAAAUUGUGAAGCGACCGACGCAAACUACUGUUUCAUAACCUCCGAAUAUUAUUUGGCUGCAUUUUAACAAAGCUGUUUAUAGAUGCAAUUCCGACGCUUUGUCUCCAGUCAGAGUAGAUUAGAAAAGGCAGACAAUCCAUGGAGUGAUACAUAAAAAUAAAAAAUAAAGCAGUUGGAAGGUUAGUUAUUUUGUCAUUGUAUAUUUCCAUUGGUUUUUGUUUUUCCAGAAGUAUCAUUCAGCCUUCUUGAAACUAGUUUAAGCCCAAAAUAAGCACCAAGAAGUAUAUGGAUUGCUGUGUCCUUUGUGUUUCUUACAAGUAUUCUGGUUUUGUUGCAAGUUAAAAAGUCGAGAGCAGGUGAGCAUGGGAAAUGUGUAAGUAUGUUUAAAGAAGCAAAAUGUCGCCAUCUGUCAGUGGCUCAAGUCCACUGCAUUAAGGAUCCGUCGUCAUCUGACACUCAAGGACUGUUUAUUGGCAACCACAGAGGCUGUCAAAAAGAACGUUCUUUUAUACUCUAUUGUGUGCUUAUGAUAUUUAUAGUAUUGUUUGCCUGCAAUUAAAUCUUUAUGAUGUGA
Syngnathus acus (greater pipefish) is the source of this 2159-nucleotide messenger RNA. It is a transcript of the gene paip1, whose product is annotated as poly(A) binding protein interacting protein 1. Gene Ontology annotation, biological process: regulation of translational initiation. The record is from RefSeq and is a predicted model, not a curated record. Gene Ontology annotation, molecular function: translation activator activity; protein binding; RNA binding. Bases 216 to 1568 code for a protein of 450 amino acids. NCBI's taxonomy places the organism in Eukaryota, Metazoa, Chordata, Actinopteri, Syngnathiformes, Syngnathidae. The transcript is spliced from 11 exons.